GUUAAGGUCCCCCCCAUGACAACAGUUAAACCAAUUUUCAUUUGACUAGACAAAAGAUUCUGCCCAUCAAAGUACAAUGUACAUUGCGACACAAAUGGCAGAAUACGCUACAUAAUGCCUGCUAAAACACAGUUUAGACCAACAGGAUUUCUUUUCACCUAGUAAAAAGUUCUGGGACAGACUUUUAUAAGAUAACUUCCUUAUGAAAAUACGGCAGAGUACAUAUUUGGCAGAAAUGGCAGGGGGAGGAUGCCAUGUGAAAUAAAGAACGAGGGACGCUUAAUAUUUAUUCACCAGUUGUGACGCUAAAGGGGAGCAAGCAGGUGAUGGUAAAUUUAAGCUCUCCUUCCUGCCUACUGCUUCUGUAGGAUAGUAAAGGUAAAGGGACCCCUGACCAUUACGUCCAGUCAUGACCGACUCUGGGGUUGCAGCGCUCAUCUCGCUUUAUUGGCUGAGGAAGCCGGCGUACAGCCGAUGUACAUGUGGCCAGCAUGACUAAGCCGCUUCUGGCGAGCCAGAGCAGCGCACGGAAACACUGUUUACCUUCCAUUUACCUGGCAGGAGCAGGGACUGAGCAACGGGAGCUCACCCCGUUGCGGGGAUUCGAAACGCUGACCUUCUGAUCGGCAAGUCCUAGGCUCUGUGGUUUAACCACAGAUAACAAGCCUCAUAUAACCAACAUAAAGGUAAAGGUAAAGGUACCCCUGCCCGUACGAGCCAGUCUUGACAGACUCUAGGGUUGUGCGCCCAUCUCACUUAAGAGGCUGGGGGCCAGCGCUGUCCGGAGACACUUCCGGGUCACGUGGCCAGCGUGACAAAGCUGCAUCUGGCGAGCCAGCGCAGCACACGGAACGCCGUUUACCUUCCCACUGGUAAGCGGUCCCUAUUUAUCUACUUGCACCCGGGGUGCUUUCGAACUGCUAGGUUGGCAGGAGCAGGGACCGAGCGACGGGAGCGCACCCCGCCGCGGGGAUUCGAACCGCCGACCUUUCGAUCGGCAAGCCCUAGGCGCUGAGGCUUUUACCCACAGCGCCACCCGCGUCCCGCUAACCAACAUACUUAAGUCUAAUUAAUGCAUACUGAGUUUAAUGCAUGAAGGGAUUAAUACCAUAGAGUAAGCCAUCUGUCAGGCAUAUCUCUGUCCAAUUCCCUAUUGGUCUCCCCCAGUCUACCUGAGAAGCUCAGAAUGUGAAGAGGCUCAGCUAGUUGCUCCGGCUUAGCCAGCCACUCUUCAGUUCCUAUGACAAUAAUUUAGGAACUUUCACCAUGGUAACUGAGCCAAGCUUCACUGACCGUGCAACUUUUCUGACUGAUGUAUGGAAAAGCACACGAACCUGACCUUUGGAGAGUUUGUAAGUACACUGGUACCUUGGGUUAAGAACUUAAUUCAUUCUGGAGGUCCGUUCUUAACCUGAAACUGUUCUUAACCUGAGGUACCACUUUAGCGAAUGGGGCCUUCUGCUGUUGCAGCGCCGCCGGAGCACGAUUUCUGUUCUCAUCCUGAAGCAAAGUUCUUAACCCGAGGUACUAUUUAUGGGUUAGCGGAGUCUGUAACCUGAAGCAUAUGUAACCUGAAGCAUCUGUAACCCGAGGUACCACUGUAAACCAAUUUUUAACUUGCCAAGUGUGUGGUCUUUUCCUACACUGGGAGAAGAGGGGAGUUUUGGAACUCACAAGGGCAUAUUUAAAGGUUUAAAGUAAAGGACCCCUGACGAGGGAUAGCAGGAAUUUGUGGUGCGCCUGGAUAGCUUUGCUAUGGUCCAUAGUGAUAGUGCUUAAGCUCCUGCUUCUUCUUAAUCACUUUGCUGUUGCUUAAAGGUAAAGGGACCCCUGACCAUUAGGUCCAGUCGUGACCAACUCUGGGGUUGCGGCACUCAUCGCGCUUUAUUGGCUGAGGGAGCUGGCGUACAGCUUCCGGGUCAUGUGGCCAGCAUGACUAAGCCACUUCUGGUGAACCAGAGCAGUGCACGGAAACGCCGUUUACCUUCCUGCCGGAGUGGUACCUAUUUAUCUACUUGCACUUAGACUUGCUUUCGAACUGCUAGGUUGGCAGGAGCUGGGACCGAAGGACGGGAGCUCAAUCCGUCGCAGGGAUUCGAACCGCCGACCUUCUGAUCGGCAAGUCCCAGGCUCUGUAGUUUAACCCACUGUUUUCCUACACUGGGAUAAAAGGGGAGUUUUGGAACUCACAAGGGCAUAUUUUAAAGGUUUAGCAGCCUACAUUUCCAAGCCUUACUUGCAAGUUUUGUGAUUUUAAAUCUCUGCUAGGGCUCUCACCAAAGAGUACUUGCCCCAAACCUGGAUCUUGACAUCCAGGGAAUUCUCCUUUUAUAUCUAUUUUUUCAAUUGAACAGCUUCACAGUAAAGUAUGACCCCCCACCACAAGUCAGAGCCACCCACAAUUUCCAUAAUAAUUUAUCUCCAAUCCAAAUAGUUACAAAUUCCUCACAGGCUACAUGAGGGCAAAAACCCUGUCGCGUAGUCUAAGGUUCAUGUUUGGAAAUGCUAGUUUUUGGCACUGGCAGGAUUCCACUCAUCCCUCGUACUUUCAGGACAGCCUGGCAUGUGAAAGACAGGUGCCAAGCAGGUGCGUUGAUAUUACGCUCCUUGGUACAUAUGGAUUGGAGAGGAUUUGGGAGGAAACAGAAAUUCCCUGUGUUGUCUUAUUUGCCACAUGUCUAGAAUGGAAAUAAACCCAGCAAGUACAACAGUCCACAGAAAGGAUAGGCAACUGAUGAGUUUUUUCCCCUUCAUUUAAUUUUCAUUUGAUUUGCACUGAAAUCAACAUUGCAGAACAAUGUAAUUCAGUGGGUAAAAUUCCACCCCAGUGGACAGCAUGCAGCACAUUUUUUUUUGUCUGAAGCCAAACUGCAGCAGAACGGAAACAGCACUGCAAGUGGCAAACAUGGGUCCGAAUGGAUAUCAGUGUCUCCUUACAUCAUUCCUUUCCUAGACAUUCUCAAGGAAAUGUGCAUCACUCCCUGAGAACUGUGGUGGUAGAAUAAUUAGCUGUGAAUCCGAGGCUAAGAUGAUACAGUGGCACCUUGGUUUUCAAACUUAAUCCGUUCUGGAAGUCUGUUCCAAAACCAAAGCAUUCCAAAACUAAGGUGCACUUUCCCAUAGAAAAUGAUGCAAAAUUGAUUAAUCCAGACUUUUAAAAACAACCCCUAAAACAGCAAUUUAACAUGAAUUUUGCUAUCUAACAAGACCAUUGAUCCAUAAAAUGAAAGCAAUAACCAAUGUACUGCAGUCACACAAUCAAUCAGGAGCUGAACCGGGUUCCACACAGUCACAAAAAAGCCGCAAAAACAAAAACGCAAAAUAAAUAACAAAGACAGACCUCAGCGUAACACUCAAAACGGAAGUGUGGCACUCAAAACGGAGCGCAUUCGGCUUCCGAAAAAGGUUCGCAAACCAGAACACUUACUUCUGGGUUUGCAGUGUUUGGGUUCCAAGUUGUUUGAGUACCAAGGCGUUUGAGAACUAAGGUACCACUGUACUGGCUCUGAUCCAAGGAACUGGAGCAUCUGCAGCGGGACUUUGUCACCCACCUCUGAUCUGUUGCAGCCUCUUCUGCCUACCAAAAAGAGGGUCAGGUUUCACUUGGUCACGGAGCGCAAAGAAUUGGAAAUUGGCUAAAUCAGCACACGUGCCGAGGUACACACCCACAGCUAAGUAAUGCUGAACUUAAUUGCUUUAUAUGGUGGGAGGGCUAUUUAAAGAGAAACAUUUUUUUACUUCAAAAUGUAUUUGGGCACCCUUCUGCUAUUUGAGGCCUUAGAUCAGGCAUCCCCAAACUCAGCCCUCCAGCUGUUUUGGGACUACAACUCCCAUCAUCCCUACCUAACAGGACCAGUGGUCUGGGAUGGUGGGCGUUGUAGUCCCAAAACAGCUGGAGGGCCGAGUUUGGGGAUGCCUGUCUUAGAUGCUUGCUCUGAAGUCUUUUCCUGUGGGUAUCACUGACACAUCCUGCAGCAUCUCCCACUCAUACAAGGAACCCUCUGGAUCCAAGCAGUGGCGGAGAGCAGGCGGGGGCGUGGCUGGCGUGCGUCCCGGGGGCGUGGCGCCCAGCAGAGGGGGGGGCAGCAUCAAUGGCACCCCACCAUGAUCAAGGUACUGGGGGCGAUGCGCUCCCCCCAACCCCCUCUUCCUCCACCAGUGGAUCCAAGCCAUAAUUUUCUUAAAAUAUUCCUUUCCACAUUCGUCAGGGCUUAUUCUUCUCCAGAAGCAGAGCAAAAUGAUGUACUUUUACAGGCUGGCAAAUGAAACCUAAUUCAGCUCAGUUUCAGCCAGUCGCACGCACACCCGCAAGAAAGCCUGUGGAUAUCAUGCUAAAAAUGACAUCCAUCUGCACUAAUAGAUAGUUUGGGGAUAUAGCAUUGUGUUUAUUAGUUUUAGUAGAAAACCUUGUUAGGUCUGCAGCGGCUAAUUUGGCAGAGAAACAGAUGGUUUCAGUUCAGAGCAAUGAAAUAUGAAUAAAACAAUGCAGCAGCAACAAGAUGGAAAAUGUAGUUAAGAGAGCAGAAAUAAUAGCAGAUAUAAAUUUAUACACACAAAUAUCUGCAUUUACUCCUUUGGGGACGGGGCGCUUCCAAUCGCUUGUUGCCUUGCAGGUGCUAUUUUGAGAGAGGUGUGUGUGUCUCACAAUCAUUCACUUUUUAAAAGUUCUGUCCUAUUUAUCUGCCUGACAACAGUCUUCCAAGGCAGCCGUCUUGAUUUUCUGGCAAUAACAGGAAAAUUACACCUAAUAAAAGCUGGAUCUAGAAACAUCAAAGAAGCGUUUCAGUUCAAAGCAUUGUAAAUGCAAACAGGGAAAACGGGUAGAGAAAACUGGACGCCACAUCGCCAUCUGGUGACGCAAUGUUAUAUCACACAUACAACGCAUAUAAAUUGCUUUUUCUUCACCAGUCUAGCUGAGUCCAAAGGAUUUGGGCAGGAGUUAGAGGUCCUGAGGGGGCUGGGGAUGCAAAAUGUUUCCCUACCCACAGUGCUCUUCAAGGUUGGAUCCUCCUCCCUGACCAUUGGCUAAGCUGGCAGUGGAUGAUGGGAAUUGUAUUCCAACAAUAUCUAAGCAACCAAGCUUGAAAAGCACUGCUGUAGAUGUUGCUGACACCGCUCUUUCCUGAUUCUACAAAGGCUGGUGGCACCUAAUGUUUUCAUCCCUGCAGAAAGUUUAUGUCCUCACCCAAGUAGCAGCAGAGUCUGCAGCUUUUGGCUCUUGAUUGCAGCAGCCAUGUUUUUAUUUCUCCCUCAAUGUUCUACUUCGUCACACACAGCCUGGUUUUAAAGGCCCCCCCCCCCCAAUAUUAAUCUGGGACGCGGGUGGUGCUGUAGGUUAAACCACAUAGCCAGGGCUUGCUGAUCAGAAGGUUGGCGGUUCGAAUCCCCGCGACGGGUUGAGCUCCUGUUGCUCAGUCCCUGCUCCUGCCAACCUAGCAGUUCGAAAGCAUGUCAAAAUGCAAGUAGAUAAAUAGGUAGCACUCCAGCGGGAAGGUAAAUGGCGUUUCCUUGCACUGCUCUGGUUCACCAGAAGCGGCUCAGUCAUCCUGACCACAUGACCCGGAAGCUGUACGCUGGCUCCCUCGGCCAAUAAAACGAGAUGAGCGCCGCAACUCCAGAGUCGGUCACGACUGGACCUAAUGGUCAGGGGUCCCUUUACCUUUAAUAUUAAUCUAGUCAAAUAAUUAUUUAUUUUUCAUCAAACAUCAGUUUUGGAAGGGAAAGUUUUGCAAGAGGUGGGUUGCACUCUCAUUUACCUUUUUACCUGUGCCCACAACCCCAAGACUGAUUGACCCUCCUGCGGCUGCUAUUGGCAUUUCUUAAAAGGACUCGUACAACAUAAAGUGACACAUUUAGGGUCACCUGCACCCAUUUAUUCUGUGAUGUUUAGGACUACCACUCCCAAACAUCUGUGCCAGCUGGAGCUAAUAGUUCUAAACAUCUGCAGGACAUCAGCUUGAUGAAGGCUGCUUGAGAGAACCACAUUUCUAAAACUACAGUAUAGUUCUUUUCACAAGCUGGCCCGCUCUCCCUUUUGUUGCUUGCAUGUGAACGGUGGUCCAAGCAAGUUGGAGAAUUCACCAUCUCUGCCGGACUUUGUUUACAUGCUUCUUUGUAUUUCUGUAGAACUGCUAUAGUGACACCUAGUGAUACAGAGAAAAAAGCCAGUUUAUUAUUUAGACUGGUAGCGUUACAACUUACGAGAACCAUUUAUGUAACUGGUCUCUAUUGGAGUUGUGAAACUAAACCAAUAUCCUUUAUUAAAUCAAAAAUCAAAUUAUAUGAUUGUCAUUUGCAGGCAGAAUCUGUCGCUUCCUCACCACAGUUCUGCGAUCCUAACCUCUAUCUCUGGAAUCUUACUGGCGAUGGACUUUUCUACCAGGUGAAGGGAGUGAAACUGAAAACCCGACCGGCUCAAUGUACGGAUUUUGUUACCAUUAAAACGCAACUUGACCUGCUGUCCAAAUUGAAAAUCACCCAUUAUAGAUUUGCACUGAAUUGGUCCCUGCUUCUGCCUAGCGGCGAUUUGAAAUCCAUCAAUGGCCAAGUCCUUCGUUACUAUCGAUGCGUGAUCAGUGAGCUGCUCAAACUCAACAUCAAGUCUGUGGUCACCUUAUAUUAUCCAACUCACCGCUCCUUGGGGCUGCCUGGUCCUUUAGUCCAGAAUGGUGGCUGGUUGAACCAGUCCACCGUCCAGGCUUUCCGAACCUACGCAGAGAUGUGUUUUCGGGAGCUUGGGGACUUGGUUAAAUUCUGGAUCACAAUAAAUGAACCUAAUCGACUCAGCGAUAUUUAUAACAGCGGCAGUAACCACACCUAUCAGGCUGCCCAUAAUCUAUUGAUAGCCCAUGCCUCAGCUUGGCAUGUUUACGAUAAACAAUAUCGAUCCAUGCAGCAUGGUCAGAUCUCUUUAUCUCUGCAUUCUGAUUGGGCAGAACCUGCCAACCCAUUUGUGGACACCCACUGGGAAGCUGCCGAGAGAUUCCUUCAGUUUGAAAUAGCUUGGUUUUCCGAUCCGAUCUUUAAGACGGGGGACUAUCCUGCAGCUAUGAGAGAAUACCUCGACUACAAGAAUAGCAGAGGGCUCUCUAGUUCUUCCCUGCCGUAUUUCACAAAGGAAGAGAAGGAACUUGUGAGAGGGGCUGCCGAUUUUUACGCGCUCAAUCAUUUCACCACGCGGUUUGUGAACCACGAGUCGAAAAACGGAAGUCGGUAUGACUUUGAUCAGGACGUUCAAUUUCUGCAAGACAUCACCUGCCUAAACUCCCCAUCUCGCUCAGCGGUCGUGCCUGCCGGCUUACGCAAAAUCCUAAACUGGAUUAGAAAACGUUAUGGCGACCUAAAUAUCUACAUCACGGCAAACGGGAUAGACGAUCAGUCUUUAAUUGACGAUGGACUUCGUAAAUACUACAUUGAAAAAUAUGUCCAGGAGGCCUUAAAAGGUGAGUGGAUGGUAAAAGAUGCUAAACUAGAAGAGACACAUAAUGUGUUUUUAUCUUGUAUUUUUAUGCUGUGAACAGCCCCGAGAUCUACGGAUGAAGGGCGGCAUACAAAUUUAAUAAACAACAACACAGCUGUUCUGCUAGCACAGCAAACUUCUGCAAUGGUACUUUCCCCUCCUCUUCCCCAGUAGUAUAGGGGACUCAGCUACAUUAGUAAAGAAGCAGCGAUUUGAAUGCGCUAUAAACAUUUAACACCAGAUGGCGCCAAAGAGCAGGAAAUUUUAAAAUGUGAUUUUUCCAUAGAGAUUCUUUUGUUAUAACUAUCUAAUUUCUGAUUUAUUUAUAGCGGGGGUUUCCCCCCCUGUGUCUAGAUCCACCCCAGAUGUCCCAUUUUUCUGCUCUUUUAAGUUACCCAAAAUGCUAUGCCCUGCUUCAUAGGUGUCAUAGAGCUAUAGUCCAAGCAGGAUUAUAAUUUAAGGCGGCAAGCAGCCACUAUUGAUGGGAGCUGAACAUAGCUCUCGUUCAAAUGCUCCCCCACCUGCCCACCGCUGAAGUAAGGGCAGUGAAAUCGUAGCCAAGAAGCUCAAAGCAUAUAUAUGACUGACACCCUUCUCUGAAAAUUAAACCAAUGCCCAGGCUUUAACAUUCAAAAACUGUGCUUGCAGAAACUCCAAGCUAUAGAGGAAUUAAAGCAUAAUAUUUACAGUCACAUGCUUCUAAGCAUGGGUUUACAGACUUUCUCUCUAACUUCCUAACAACUUUAUUUCCCUCCCUUUCCAGAGCUCAAUGUAUCUCAGGCCUUGCCUUGCAGUUCCUAUGAGAGAUUUCCGCUUUUACCUUCUCCUACAGCUUUGCUCUCUUUCUUUCAAGCCGAGAAGCAGCGCUGCAACGCUCAAUUCAACUUAGCAGUGUUCACAGUAUUUCUAAAACACAGCCAUCUUGCUUCACAUAAAAUGGGAGUCUCUCCUUCACCGGAUACCUCCCAGGUGAUUAACGUUAGCCAAUCACAUGAGAACUACUAGAGAACUCUCUAGAAUUCAGCUCCCAACUGAGCAAAUUUAAACACAUAGCAAUGCAUACAAGCAUUUGCAAUUUCUGUGAAUUCAUUUACUGUACUUAACGUGAAGCAUUUCCAGAGACAAUUGGAAAACUGCUACCACUACAGGAAGGGCUGUUUCUAUGGAGGGGCCUGUUUGGAGGAAGGCAUCCAAUCAACAUGCCAAGCCUCCCCAAUCUGUUUUAAAUACUAUAAAAGCAUCCUUUUGCUUCACAGUCGGGCAACGCCGUUUAACAGUGAAUAAUUCGCUUAUUUCUUGUCGUUUCCAGCUUACCACAUUGACAAAGUCAACGUCCGAGGCUAUUUUGCGUUUAAACUCGCCGAUGAAAAAUCGAAACCCAGACUGGGCUUCUUCACCCACGAAGCCAAGGCCAAGGCGUCCGUUCCGUUCUACAACCGUCUCAUUAGCCACAACGGCUUUCUCUUGGAGACUGCAAACAACAUCUGUGACCAGCCAGAGGAAGAAGCAACCUGCAUGUUCUGCCUGCUUCUAGUGCAGAAAAAGCCGCUUGUGUUCUUUGGGUGCUGCCUUUGCUCGACUCUCAUCUUGCUCUUAAGCAUUAUUGUUUUCCACAAAAGGAAAAGGAGAAAAUGGUAUUGGUCGAAAAAUAUGGAAUACAUGUGCGUUCCUGUCAAAAGUAGACACAGGGAAGUUCUCCACCAGAUAUAGAGUGGUCUUUUUUCCCCUGCAUGUGAAUGUCAACGGCGAGGAUAAGUUAUUGAAAGCACUCCAAAUCACUCCACCAAGAUACUUAGCAAAAAAAUGCUGCUUUGCAUGAGAAUUCCCAUGAUAGUCGAUUCAGGAUUGUUAUCAAGAAUUCUUGUUCUGUGUUUAUGCUGUCAGGGAAUCCCAGGUUGUUUACUUGUGUGUUCAUGUUUAUCAUAAAGUCAUUCAGAACUCCAAGUCCCUUGCUUUUACAUCAACGUACACCAUGAAAAGACACGGCGAAAAGAAAUGAUACAAGAGUGUCUAGCUUCCUUUCCAACGUUUUUUCCCUCUUCAGAGUAAGACUUGAUUACAUAAAGGAAGUUUUAGCUGUUGUCAGGCCUGAACAUCUCAGGAGGAGAGCAGGGACAGCUUUAUACGAAGGACUUCAAAAUGGUGGUAGUCCAAUAUAUUUAAUUACUUAGUUAAGCAUAAAUGCUUUCCUUUUGUAACCUAGUACAGCGACGGAACUAAUUUGACAUGAAAAGGUUCGCAAUUUGUGAACUUUUACAGAAAUGUCUCAAAAUUUGUGGCGCUAUGCCUGCAGCUGUUGUGGAUUGCAGGUGUAACAUUUGCACACUUUCGUUUUGCUUGUUUUGGCUUGCGGAAGCUCCAGUAGGGCAGCUACCCUAUCUAUCACACGACUAGUCUUCAUGGUUGUAAACGAAAUGCUAAAAGCUGUAUUAACGGCACCUCAAAAACAUGUCCAGAGCAUGUGAUUGCAGCAGCGUCUCCUUCAAGCCCAGGUUGUAAAUGAGAAAGGCCUGACAUAUAAUACCUCUGUUAUGUCUACUUCAGCUCAAAAGAUAUCAGGAAUCUUAAAGGAGAGGAGGCUCGCAAUAGGGAUGUUUAAGUUGGUCUGAAAUACUUUAGCAGUUGAAUAUAGGGGGUGAUUAGACUGGAAAGCCCUCUGUGUAUUUAAGAUUUUCAUAUACAUACCAACUGCAAUUGCAGUUCCAAGUCUUUAUGCAGCCAAAAAAAACAGCACCAUCUGCACAUAAGGGUGGGUGGAGUAUUAGCAGGCUGGAGGGGGUAUACAAAUAAAUAAACUGGAAAACGCUCCUGAGAGGGCCACCUCCCGAUCUUCCAAAAUGGAAAACUAGGGGCUAGGGAAGAGGAGAAAUGGAAUCGUGAACAGAAUCACUUUGCAUUGCGACAUCUUGUUGCAGGCCCCACUUGUGGAGACCAUACUAAAAAUGACCAUAGUUGUUUUUUGGGGGAAAUCCCGUAUUAGCGAGAAAUGCCAACCUUCCUAGGACACAGCCAUAUUUGUGAAGCAUGAACUGCAACACUUUUCUAAAACGAAAUUGGGAAAUAUUGGUGUAUUUGUGCUUUUCAAAGUUUCCUUCCUUUUCACAUAGGAUGAUUCUGUUAUAUAUAUAUUUUCGCCAAUGGCCAUUAUUUAAAAGCUGGGAUACAUUCUAGGCUGUUCAGGAUCAAAUCGGCACAAAUACAGCUUUUUUUAAAAAAUAAACUGACCCACUUUGUUGUGCACACCCUUUUAUUUAAAAAUAAAAGGCAUGCUCUGUGGAUCAAUGAACUAUAUAGUUAACAGUUAUGAGAUGUGUAAACCACACAAACCUUUAUCCAUAUUAAAACUUUCAGUGCACACAAGUGGUCCUGCUCUGAAUCUGUCACUCUUUGAUAUGCACGUUACCCAUGAAAGUCUUAUUUUUGCAAGCUGCAGAAAUGUGUUGAGUUCCCCGUGCCUAAAAAAAAAGCCAAUAUGCUUCUUCGAAAGUAUUUAAAGAGAUACUAAGUGGGUGCAUAUUGCAGAACCUGGCGUACAACUUGUGGGACAGAGCCAACAUUUAAUACUGGGGGGGAGUAAUCAAAUGCCCUGGGGCUGCAUUUGACCUCCAGAUCCAUGUGCAGCUGAGGUUUGGGAACCGUCCAUCAGACCAAGUAAGCACAGCCAAUGAUCAGAGACAAUAGGGGAUGCAAAUCCAGAAACAUCUAGAGGGCCACAGGUUCCCCACCCCUGCUGCAGCACGUCCUCUUUGUCCUGUACCUCCCACUGCUGCAACUAUUGGGGGUGUGUGGAUAUGAAUUGGAAUUGCAGCCAGGGAUGGACAGUUAAAUACCCCCAAUAUAAUUUAGGCCCUAACAGGUACCUCCGCAACCUCACCCUAAAUAAAGUGCACAUGGCUGUUUCGGCAGGCAGCUGAUGAGGGAAAGGUUAUUCACACUUUCCCUGUGUGCUGUGGGACCUGGGUGGCGCUGUGGAUUAAACCACAGAGCCUAGGACUUGCCGAUCAGAAGGUUGGCGGUUCGAAUCCCCCGACGAGAUGAGCUCCCGUUGCUCAGUCCCUGCUCCUGCCCACCUAGCAGUUCGAAAGCGCAUCAAAGUGCAAGUAGAUAAAUAGGUACCACUGCGGUGGGAAGGUAAAUGGUGUUUCCGUGCGCUGCUCUGGUUCGCCAGAAGCAGCUUAGUCAUGCUGGUCACAUGACCCGGAAGC
Molecule: messenger RNA, 11664 nt
Organism: Podarcis lilfordi (Lilford's wall lizard)
Lineage: Eukaryota; Metazoa; Chordata; Lepidosauria; Squamata; Lacertidae
Source: the annotation of a GenBank genome assembly